Messenger RNA from Centruroides sculpturatus (bark scorpion), 2275 nucleotides. Its product is annotated as glutamic acid-rich protein-like. NCBI's taxonomy places the organism in Eukaryota, Metazoa, Arthropoda, Arachnida, Scorpiones, Buthidae. Bases 374 to 2080 code for a protein of 568 amino acids. The transcript is spliced from 7 exons. The record is from RefSeq and is a predicted model, not a curated record.
UCGAUGCAUUUAAAAUAAAAUAAAAAAAAAGAAAUCGCUUUCGGUUGCGCAACACCUGUCCGUCGUCCCUGACCUCGGGUGCCGUGACGUCACUGGCAAGCCGUAGUGGCGGCGCUGCUGUGCCGGCAGAGGUUAGUAACCUUGGCAACACCCGUUGUUACGUGGCUGACGUUUAGUAAAGGGUUGAUUUUAGACAUUUUUUAAGCAUUUUUUUCUUUUAGAAUUAUGUGUUUUAUCCAGUCGAUGUUUGAUAAUAUUGUAUUUUAUUAUGAUAUUUAUAUGUUACCGUGCCGUUUGUGUCCACGGAUUCCCUCUUUGUUGGUUUUAUUAAGUGUUGUGAAAGAUAUUUAUGUAGUGGAUAUGUGAAGUCUGAAUGCCAAAUCCAGAGAAACAAGUCAUGUCCGCACAGACUCUACACAAAAGGCCACCAAAGUUGCAUUUAGGUCACGAGGAAACAGCGUCGUCAGCCGAUGAAAUAAAUAACUCCAACGAUUUUGGUCAAUGCAACUUGGCGACUGUGGGAAUGUCUUCUUCACCUGGCACUCCAACAACGCCCAGCACUCCCAGCUCACCCGCCAUUUCGAAACCACCAAAGAAACGUUACUUAGAAAAUGGUAGUUUUAGAUGCACGGGAGAUGAUCAGAAUCCUUCUCAGAUGGCAAAUCUUAUGGAAUUGGCCAAGGUUUGUUCCAAUACAACAAAGGCAUCUGGCAGCUCAUUUUGUAAUCUGAAUUCUGUGAGAGAUUCUACUAAUAAAACUUAUGGAUCAGUGAGUGAUUAUCAAACAAAUGUUAACUGUAAUUAUACGCAAGCUUCGAGUAGUGCACUGGGUGACAUUUCAAUGUCUAGAACAAUAUCUUCUGGGACCUCGUCUUACAAUCAGAUUCCAAUUUUUGACGUCGACAUUGCUGGUCGCAUCAGAGAUAGCGACCUGUUCGAGACGUGCAGCUCGUCGCCUUCCGGGAAUGCGAACAUUUCAAAUUCUCGACCGGAAGAACCAUUAAAUCUGUGUACGGAUAAGAAGACCAUCACGACGUGUCAACAGGAUCUUAUUAGUCGAAUGGUCGAUAAGUUCUUUUGUGAUCCAAAUGAAUCUAAAGGUACUCUUUUAGAUUCGUUUCUCCUGAGAAUGAAUUCUCAUAAAAAGUUACCUUACUGUGAUAAAAAUACCAAGACUUCUAGUAAGUCUAGAGAUGAAACCAAUUCUUCAGAUGGGGAAGUGGAGUGCGUUGGUAGUUACAAAACUGCAAAGGUACACUUUAAUGAAAAAACAGGGUUGAAUAAAAAUGACAAGUCAGUUCAUUUUAAAAAUGAUAAAAAAGAUAGUGGUGUGAACAUUGCAGACGACGAGGAGAAAUUAGUGGAACAAAAGUCUCUGCAGAAAAAGUCACAAAAUAACUCUUCUCAAAACCAAAAUGCAUCUUCAAAAAUGGUCACAAAUUCAGAAAAAUUGCAAAACCCAACAGAUGCUCUCAACAAUGUCAGUGAUGAUUAUGCAUCGGAAACCAGUUCUCCUUCCAAAGAAGGCCAGAGAAAGUCUCAAAGAUCGUCCAAAGGAAAGCGAUACCAAGCUUUCCUAACAGAAGGUUUCCUUCAUCCUUUGAAAGAACGUAAAAUGAUGAGAAGAAACAACAGCGAAGAACAAAUCGAUUGUGAUAAACCCGUAAAAGAGGUCGAGGCAAAACCCGUUGGAAAACCUAACAAAAAACGAAAGGCAGUGGAAGUUCGUGACGGAAAAUCCGCCACCAAAGAGAAGCAGUUGACUGACGAUGCGUCAAGUCGAGAAGAGGAAUGCAACGGGAGUGGAGGCAAAGAGGAAAACGAGGCUCACGGGUCCAGGAAAGGCAAGAAGAAGAGCGCCGACAAAACGGAGGCGGAAAAAGCGGAAGAAGAAACUCGACAGAUGUCGCGGCGGAGCGCCGAAACGGAAGACGAAGAGGAGGCCGGCCGAAAGAAGAAGGCGGCGGAAGAUAAGGAAGAGGAGGAGGAGGCCGAAGACCGUUCCGAUUCCCCUCCCAAAUUGAUGCGGAUGGACGAAGAGGCGGAAGCGGACGACAAGAAUUCCCGCCAGCGAUCGUGAGCGAGCCCGGAAAGAAACCCACGCCGGUCACCCUAUUGUAAUUAUACACCUAUUAUAUAUAUAUAUAUAUAAAUCCAAAUUUAUAUAUAUAAAAACGUAAAUAUAUAUAUAUAUAAAAUCUAAAGUUAUUGUAUAAAAUGUGUACCGUCGUCUUAACGGGAAUGUAUUGUUUAUAAUAAACUAUUUAUAAAACGU